Loa loa (African eye worm) is the source of this 12079-nucleotide messenger RNA. RefSeq names its product B-box zinc finger family protein. The record is from RefSeq and is a predicted model, not a curated record. Bases 1 to 12072 code for a protein of 4023 amino acids. Lineage: Eukaryota; Metazoa; Nematoda; Chromadorea; Rhabditida; Onchocercidae. Gene Ontology annotation, molecular function: zinc ion binding. Gene Ontology annotation, cellular component: nucleus. The transcript is spliced from 79 exons.
AUGAAAGGUACUGAUUGUCAUUGCGACAUUUUAGCUGAAGCAGGAUGGGAAGGUGGUCGUUUUCGAGUAAUGAUUGUGGGCGAGGAAAGGCGAGGUACCGAUGGAGCAGAUCAUGGAUUUCAGACAGCUUCUCUAGAUCUGGCACCUUAUCUAGAGAUCCUUGCAACCCCAUCAACUUUUGGACUGGUUGCUAUUGCCAGAGCUAUUAUUUUGAGAUACGCUCCAUUUUUGAAAGUAACUCUUUCGUCAUUUGACAACAACAAAAUCGAUUCUCAACCUGUUGUAGAGGUCGAAUACAACUAUGAAACGUCCGAAAAAGUUCUAGGUAGCGGAAAUGAAAUAGUACUAAUGGGAUUGAAAUGCAUGUUUUCGGUGUUGUAUGAAUUGAACAGGCGUGAAUCAGAGCUCUGCACCGAAGCCCUUACCUCUUUACUUCAUUUACUAGAAAAUGUACCAACCGAAGCUUUAGCCAAUGAAACUUAUGCUUCAGUACAAAGCAUGUUUAAUAUGCUCUAUCAAUUGAGAAUGGAAGGCGGUGCCGAAGUAUCAGCGAAAGCAGUAUCGUGUAUGAUAGCUUUAGCAAUUGCUUAUGGUGCUCCAGAAUUCCUUCUUUCAUUGAUCGCCACUCUAUUCUGUGAUAAGCUCAAUAAAUUAUCAGUUGAUGAUAGUAUAUCAAUUGAGGUACCCGAAAAUUAUCAAAAAUUAGCAAACUUGGUACGACGGAUUCUACUUCGGAACAGUAAUGAGCCAGGAUGUACUGGUGAUUGGUGGUCGCAUUGUUUGACGGAAUAUGCUGUGCUAUCAUCCUUUGAUGUUCGAAUACCAGAUAAUAUCCUCCCAGAUACUCCAGAUGAUCGUAGACUUACUGGAGCGAUUGCCUCUGAUGGAGAAUAUGUAUAUGUUCUUGCAUGUUACGGUUUAUUCAAAUAUGGCACAGGUCUCGGGGAGACUAUCGAAGGCAAAUUGUAUGCUUCCAAUUAUAAUUUGAAAGCAAACAAAGGUUCUUGGUUAGCAAUAUGUAGUGGUACUUUAUAUCUCCGGAGGCGUCAAUCAUCCCGUAUGGGGGUUAUUGAUAUUGAUACUCUUCGUGAGGUCGGCGAAAUUAUGCUGCAUACAAGUAUUAGUUCAGGUACCAUUUUCACCGAUGGCGCAACUUUCUAUCAAGCCACUGUGGACGAACAAUGGACGUUAGCGGUUACUCCGCUGGAUGAUUCAUUCACUCCAGUUCAAGAUCUUCGACAAAGUCAAAAAUUCCGCCUUGCCGAAUUAAAUUAUAUCGCUGUUGGUGAAACAUAUCCGAUACCACAUGAAUUACCUCUAGCUCUUCCCAAAUCAUUACAAGCACAGGCAUCUGAUUUGCAAAUGAAUCGAGAUAUGGCGUUGCUAUUAGCAAGGAACGGGAAAGUUUAUUAUGCUGGUGAUGGUACCCUCUUGGGUUUGCAGAAUGCUGGAUGUAACUGGAUGAAGCUAGUUUUACCAGAAUCAAUAGUUUCAAUAGCGGUUGGUUUUGACACGGAAACAAUUGUAUUACGUUCCGGAUCAGGGCACUUAUGGAUUGCUGGUGUGGGACCGGAUACGGUACGCCAAGGUAGUCCAACUGCUGGUCGUUUUCAAAAAUCGGAAGCUGGCUCAGCGGCUGUCAAGUUGAGAAAUUUUCAAAUUUUGAACAGACGGCGUUGCUUAUCAGUCGCAGUAUCAGCCGGAUGCAUAGCAUACGUACUGGAUAAUGGGAAAGCAUACGUCUAUGGCCGACAUACAAUGCAAUGUCAUCCGGAAACUGGCCAUAUUUAUGGAUUGGAAAAUGUUCAUUUGGCAUCGAUAGCUCUUGGCAAAACCCAUGCUGUUGCAAUUUCACGUCACGGCCAUCUCUAUACAUGGGGCCUAAACAAUCUUAAUCAAUGCGGGAGAACUGAGUCUUAUAUGCAUUCGGAAGCUCCUAGUGGAAUGGACGAAAGCGAACUGUCUAAAAAAACAAAGACGGACGAAAUAGAACAGAAUUCGUAUUGUCUUCCAAAUGAACAUCUUUGGGUCAAAGAUUUUGCCUCCAUCUGUUUGAAAUGUGGCAAGUGUUCGGCGCGUGGAAAUCGAUGCGCACUGAUAAGAACCAAACGUGAUGCGAAAGGAACGCCAUGCACAUGCGGAGAAGGCGAAACGUGUUGCCUGAGAUGCGGCUUAUGUCGUGCAUGCGGUGAAUUUACGGUUGAUGCUUUUGAUCGAGAUAUGCGAGCAGCACCACCCAGAGCAGCACUUCCACCCUCUCGUCUAAUUCUUCAGAGAGACAGUCCUGAAAUCAAGGUUUCAUCGGUGUGUUGUGGCAAUUAUCACACUGUUGUAUUAGCAGCUGAUCGACAGGUCUUCACUUUUGGUUCAAAUUGUCACGGACAACUGGGUGUUGGUCAUGUAAGGAAAUGUGUUGGUCCGCACAAGGUGAAUCUACCAGGUAAAGUACAAGUAGUUCAAAUUGCUGCUGGCUCAAAUCAUACGGUGUUAAGGACAGCUGAUGGAUCUGUUAUCACGUUUGGUGCCCAUAGACAGGGUCAGCUUGCAAGAGAAGGAAACGAAAAAAACUGGUUUGCGAUGCCAUCAUUUGUGGCAGGAUAUGGCCGUGGAAGUGGUACCGUUGCAAUUUGGAUUGGUGCAUCCGGUGAUACUACUCUAAUUCAUAGUCAAAUUCGUAUUUAUAACAAUGAUAUUAUUUCAGAUUGUCAGAUAGUCGCAGAUAGUGAAACUAUAGUGAUAUUUCCGAAUCAGGUUGGCAAAAAUUAUAUGGCAAUACGACGCAAAUCUAAUACCUUUUACCAGUAUUCACUGGAUACUGAAGGUCUCUAUACUAACUGGUGCUUGGAAUCGAAGUAUAAUUUAUUGUGGGGAUUUAAUACGGCUGAAAUGCGUAUCAGAUCAAUCACCGAUUGUAUUCCAAUUUCUGGUAAAAAAUUCGAAGCAGAUACCAUCUUUGACGAAAUCUUAGAAGAGAUCGUUAAAGAAAUUAGAUUUCUUCGUACACCUGAAUUUAUAAUUCCAAUAUCGAACGAAACAAGUUUACCUGUCAAACAAGUUGCUUUGAAUCUUUUUGGCAUCACUUACGCUGCAACUGUACUGGAAAGCAAGCGAUCAUCUGGACAAAAGGGUAAUCAACUUAUUACGGAUCCGAAAGCAUCUCUUAUAGUUGGUGCCGUAAAUGGACGAAACUUAUGGGGUUAUCAACGUAUUAAUCGUUUUGAUGGUUAUGGUGGUGGGUGGGGAUAUUCAGCUCACUCCGUGGAAGCAAUCCAAUUUCGUACUUCACGUGAUAUUCGAUUUUUCGGUGUUGGGUUGUACGGUGGACGUGGCGAGUACAUUGCGAAGUUAAAACUUUAUCGCCUUUGUCCACCGGACUAUGACGAACAGAACGUUGAAUUACUCAGUGAGUCUGACGAAAUGCUUUACGAAUGUGCCGCACACGAGAAAGCGCAGUUAUUAUUUCCGCGAUGCGUAUUAAUUAAAUCCAACUUGUGGCACGUUAUUUGUGCGCAAAUUAAUGGUCCAAGUUCUGACUGCGGCUCCAAUGGGCAGUCUAAUAUUACUGGUGAUGGUGGGGUGCAGUUUUUUUUCCGCAAUUCACGUUUUUCCAACAACGGAACCGAUGUCAAUGUCGGUCAAAUUCCGGAAUUUUUGUACAUUUCGGAAACAUCCGAUGAACAACCACCUAAUUUUAAUGCAAAGGAUAAAACGAUGGAUACCUCCUGCGAUUCUAUUUCGUGUGCUAUAAGUUCACAUCAUCUAUUAGAGGUUUCUGCAGUUACAAUUGAAUCAUUGUUUCGUCUGCUAGAUUGGUCCAUUCAGAAGGCUUUAGUGGAAACGUUUAAUGAAGAUAGAACAUGGUUUCAAGAAUGCAAUAUGGUUAUUGUCAUCUUGUCAUUAAGAUUUUUACGAUUUUAUAUUUGCUCACUUUACUUUCCAUCCAAGGGUGGAAAACAAAUGAAUAAAAAAGAGCCCUCGAGUAAUAUUGCUGAACAGAUGGUACGAUUCGCAUCUAUAAUUGGUUCAAUUUUUGAAAUAGCAAACGAUCAGCAUAGUGAUAGUACAGCUUGUUCAAUAUUACUGGGCGAAGCAGUCAAUUGUGCGGUGCAAUGUUCGCAUGUUCUAUAUCCCAGUUCAGCAAUUUUUCUGGAUCGACUUUCCUUUUUGAUAUCAACACCAAACCGUGAAUGGUCAUUAGUUGCAUUAUUGAGUACGCUUUGGAAUCAAGAAUAUGUCUUACCAACUUUGCUUGGUUCCGAACGUAACUUCACCCAGUUUCCAAUUUUGCUUACCAAAAUGAACGAACAGAUGGGUAAAAAACGGAUAUCUGCAAACCAACAUCAUCUUGUUUCUUUGCGAAAUGUAUUUCGAUUUCUCUUUGAAAUGGCUUUUACAUCGACAAGGUUGGCUCAGAACGAGAGCCGAGUACGUCUCAAAACUGUUGCAUAUUCACUAAUUACUGCAAUUGCACGAGAAUUAGUAACAUCUAAGGAUGCUGUUGGUGAUGGUCCACCUAUUCUGCAAACGCCAAACAGGUUUCGACACACUGCGGCACACGCAAGUUGGGACGUAAGUAGCGGUGCAUGCGAUGCAAUAGCACUAAGUGUUGAUGUAACCGGCAUUACUUUACACGGAGUUGGUGUAUAUUGUGCUCACCAUGAUCAGGAGCAAGGUUUUGUAUGUGAGGUGUUGUUGAAUGGUGGUGAUGCAGCCCACGAACAAUGGAAUGUACUGGAAAAAGUUGUCGGUACUCUGGCAAAUAAAUUCGAACCUUGUCAGCGCGAAGUUGCUUUGUUACGGUUGACCAAAGCUAUCAAACUCCAGCCUUGCUGUACCUAUGCUAUUAGAUUACAAAUUAAUGGUGGCAAAACAUUUUGUGGUGAAGGUGGCGUUGGAACCGUUCGAUUAUGUAACGGGAGUCGGAUGCAUUUUGAAUCAUGUAAUUUAAGCCUAAAUGGAACUUCCUUGUCUCGUGGCCAAAUACCAUUCGUUCUGUAUUCCAUACAGGAUGAUGAAAGCAGUGUGAUUCAACAACUGGCUAAUCCUGAACAGUUGGCUAAUUGGUUCUUGUUGCUAAUUCGAAUGUUAUCAUCCAAAAUGUCGGAUCUAAUUGCGACGGGGAAUCUUUUAUCUCAGGAACAGUCUUUUUGUUCAAGUAUCGCAGGUUAUAUAAUGGUUUUUUUGGAAGCUAAUCCACAACAUGCGUUGGAUGUAGUUGCAGUGUUGGAUGAUUUACUGCCGAUGGUUUCAUCAGCAAACGGUGAACGACUUGCUGAGGAACGAGGGCGUAUAUUUGCGAGGUCGACACAGCAGAACAGUGCUUAUUCGCAUAGUUUCCAAGUAGUUGUUGAAUCAGCACAUCCAUAUUCAUCUUGUGGAAUACAAUCGCAGGUUGUGGACUUCGGAAAAGAAGUCCAAUUCAUGACGGUACAGUUCAAUGAAGAGUGUUGUACUGGUCAAGCAGAUGAUAUUUUAUGGAUUUAUGCGAAAGUUGACACCGAGUGCUAUGUACCUAUUGGAAGGUAUUGCGGUGAUCGUAGUUGGCCUGAUCGCAUACUUUUGAUUCCGGGGUGCAAUUUAUGGUUUAUACUGGAAUCGGCAUCUUGUUCAACGGAUAAGCCUCUUGACCAAAUCUACGGUUAUCGAUGUACAGUUACAGGAUAUCGAUAUUCGGAAAAAGAUUCCGAUAUGAUUCUGGAAGAAGAAUUGACGUGGAUUUGCGCAAGUGCCUGUAGAUUACUUGUUCAGAUUCCAUCAGUCAAAACAGUGGUAGCAGCAGUAACGAUGAUCGAGGAUGAAAUCGACGAUAUUGUCCGUAAACACGGUACGCUACUCCGGAAAGGAUUAAAUCUCUCUCAUGUUCCAACGGUCAAUGAAGUUCUGAAGCGUAACUUACCAACUCCUUUGCAAACUUCAGAUCUGAAAUUCUUAAAAGAGUUCAUUGCUGCUUCUACAAGUACUCUGGCUGGUUUCUUGGCACGAUGGAUGAUGAAUGAACCAGUUGUAGACCUUCAUUCCAGCCAACUGCAAAUGCCUGAUGAAGAGACACGACUUAGAAUUCCUACCCAGAUAAAACUCAUCCCGCGAGACCAGUACGGUCAUCUAGUAGUGUGUCCAAAUAUGAAGGUCGAAAUCACGGUUCGUACUGGUGUGGCAUCAGAGAAUAGUAAUUUGAACCUCUGUGCAGCUGUCACUUGUAAUCCGCCAACUGCAAGUCUUCCUCCGCCACAAUCCAUCAAGGAGCCAUAUCGUCCAGUUUACGUAAAUAAAACACGAUAUGUUUCAAUCACAACGAUGACUGCUUAUAAGGAUUAUUGCUUCGAAGAAUUACGCCUUGGAUGUUACAAAGAUGCGAUGAUGAAAGAGCAGCUUAUUGUAAACCAGCAGGCUGAUGGCAGUUUUUCGGCCAGCUGGACACCCAAACAUGGCGGCACAUAUCGAGUCGAAUGCCGUUUAGAUGGAUUUCAGUUAGCUCAGAGUUAUUUGGUUGAGGUUCGGGACAACAGUAUGUUUGGUGGUUCAGUAUCGCUAAAAGAAGGCAGUCAAAAUCGUUUGGGUCGAAGGGUGGCCCAUUUUAGCAGGAUACGUUUUGCUUUUUGUGAUCAAAAGCUAAUGACGAAGGGUGUACGAAUCCGUGCUUCGCCAGCCUUGAAUUCAUCACAAGUCGGUGUCAUACCGCGUGGUACCACUGUUUCUUAUACUGAAGAAGUUGAAAACGCUGAUGGUGUUUGGUUGCGGCUUACCGAUGAAGCGUGUGUGAUGUACUGUGAUGCACAAUUACCUUCGCAAGGUUGGUGCUUACAAUAUAGCAAUCAUCUGGGAUGCUCAUUUUUAUUGCUACAAUCAGAUUCUACGGAAGGCCUAAUUCUUGGCUCCAACUUACUAAGUACCACACAAUUACCGCAAAAUGCAGGAGCAACAAGUGAGCGGUAUCUUGAGCAGUCUUUACAACUGGAUGUUGAGGAGAUAUAUACAGCAUGCGGAUCGCUUCCAGUGUCGAUUUACAAUUAUCCAUCAUUGGAUGCCAUUUCUGAUGAUGUUAUUAAUAAAACGGAAAUGAAUGCGAUAAAAUCUUCAGGUUGGCUCCAUAAUAAGCAGGGAAUAUGGAUACGAUUAUCUAGCUUCGAUCAAAAAUAUGCUUUUGUGCAGGAUUUAACCGGCAAUCGAUAUUUACAAAGAACAAAUGCCAUUACGCAACACUGUUCUAAUGGUAAUGGUGAAGGUUCACCAACGGGGCAGAAACCAGUAGCACAAAUUUAUCCACGAUCAAGAAGCGAGCAACCGAUGCAGGCAUUGAAGCCUUCAAUUGCUGACUGUUGUCGAACGGUGUUCGCUGCAUUUUUGUGGCAUGAACGAUUGGUCAAGGAUGCGAUGGUGUGCAGUACCUACCUUAAAUUUCAUCCCGAAUUACAUUCCAUAACUUAUGGUCAAAAUCGAAUGGAACUAAUCAUGGCUACACCAUUGCAUUCACUUUUCACUAUCUGGCAAGAAAUUAAUGCGGCAGUGCAAACCAGUAUUGAACAACGUUCAAUACUUUUAUGUCCAAGAACCACACGACAAUUUAACGUGAAACCAAUAAAACCUAGUCCUGGUACCUCUCGGCAGGAAAAACGAAAGGUUAUUGUUAAGGGAUCAUCAUCAGCUCAGCGGAAGGAUUUAUGUGAGCUUUGUGAAGAAUGGCACACGACACCAGUGACCACGCACAUGCGCAUGGCACAUCCUGGAUGUGGCAAAUAUUCCGGUGGUCAGGGAUAUAACAGUUCUGAAAUAAUACUUCCUCAAAUUAAUGCGGCAGUGCAAACCAGUAUUGAACAACGUUCAAUACUUUUAUGUCCAAGAACCACACGACAAUUUAACGUGAAACCAAUAAAACCUAGUCCUGGUACCUCUCGGCAGGGAUCAUCAUCAGCUCAGCGGAAGGAUUUAUGUGAGCUUUGUGAAGAAUGGCACACGACACCAGUGACCACGCACAUGCGCAUGGCACAUCCUGGAUGUGGCAAAUAUUCCGGUGGUCAGGGAUAUAACAGUUCUGGUAAAUAUACAAAUGGUUGGUCAGGAAAUUGUGGCGAUGGUGGACGACCAAGUGCUGUUUGGUAUUUGAUGUGUGACGCAUGCCGAUCAAAAUAUUUGCUACAAACUCCAUCCGGACAUCAGCAGGAGCGAAGCCGUCGAUGGCAGGAAUUUUGCGCUUCCUCAGCUGCUGCAGAAAUUACUCCAGAAGCAGUAAUCAAACAGAAUGCAAUGUUUCUGAUGGAACUGAAUGCAUGUAUGGAAGGUGAGAGUAAGGAUACGUCAACAACAACAUCAGGAUGGACAAUAAAUCUUUUCCCACAAGCAUCCGUCCUAACACCAAUAAUGACUUCUGCGUGUAUAAAAACGGAUGUUGGAAUAGUAUCACAGCCGCAGUUAUCAAAUGCACGUGAAAAUUGUUGUCCUAUGCGAAAAAUAUCGUAUGCCAGUGAUCCAGGACCAAAGCAUGCUGGUGUCGGGACUCAUCUCGCUUUUUCAAACUAUAAUCCGUUGUAUUCAAAGAAACGGCUUGGUUCUUCGCCCUUAACAAAUGCUUCCAACCAAAGUGAAUUAGUUAAUUCGAUACGUCGAAAGAUGUUAGAGGGAUACGAAAGACGGCAGUCAGCUGAAAUUGUUCGUAGUCCUUCUAUAGCACUGAAAUCACUGUUGGUAGCGGUUGAACAGAACAAUAUUUCGGGUAGCCGUAACUUUUCAACAAAUGUAAACGUAUCGCUUCGUCGACCAGUACUUUCUUUUGUUAUGGAACGACAUAAUUUGGCUCGUAUACGAGAAGCGAUGGCAACCGCUGUAGCUCGUGCUACAUUUUUCGCACAUUCAUUCCGUGUUUGGAAUUGGCUUCUGAAACUGGUUUCAACCGAAUCUAGUGUUGCCGAUAUUCUUUGGCAAUAUUUGACAGCAAUGAACUCAUACGUACCUCUAUGUCGAUGGCGUAAAAAUAAUUUACGUUUAGCCACAAAUUUACGUCUUUUACCACAUCCAUGGAGUGUAUGCUAUUUAGCUGGCCCAGUUGCCAAUAAAAUGGUCCAACAGCUACAUUCCUUCUUGCAUACCGUUGCAGUUAUCGUACAGUCAAGUGGUGUAGACACAAACCUACGCUGUUUAUGCUUCCGAGUUUGGACCUUCCAAUUAACCGUUCAUGAACAGGAUUUGCUUUCUCUUAUAUGCGACGUAUUAACAAGUGUUGGUAACGUUCUGGCAGAUUCAUCCUCAGAUCAUUCGUGGAAUCUGGACGAUAGUGAGCGAAAGGCAGACUAUCGCUCACUUAAUAAUGGAAGAUCAUCCCUGCCUAGGAAACCACAAGUAGAUGUAAAACAAAUGGAAGAUAUUACGGGUAUUUUGCGUUAUGAAGCAUCAAGCCGUCAAACAAUGAUUGGAUGCUUAAUCGACGGAAACAGUGAAACUUUCUGGGAAAGCGGUGAAGAGGAUAAAAAUCGACCGCGCUACGUGACAGUACAUUGUGAUAUUCGAAGUUAUAAGGCAAUGUUGAUUACUGUAUAUGUGGAUAAUAUUCGUGAUGAAGGUUAUCGGACGUGUUCUGUUACCGUUGUUACUGCAGAAAGCGAUGGAAGGCGUCGAAAGAUUCACUCUGAGUGUGUUGAUCAUCAAUUUAUUGGCUGGAUAAAAUGCUGCAUUUUUGGAUUGAAUUAUGUACAAGUGAUAUUUCGUGGUACCGAUCCCUCCUUACGUAUACGUCAACUUCGAGUUUUUGGUACUAGCACUGUACUGGAUGUCUUUAAUGUUCAGUCCUUUGCCAAUCGAAGCCUGCUGAAACCUUCACCGUCACAUCAGCUAUUGUUCAAUGCUAACCAGGAUGAUGCAUUUGCAGUUUUCCAAGCUAUUGCUGCUCAGGCAUUUAGUGAUGAAUUUUCACAGAAAGAAAGUAGCACAUUACGACAGCAAGUGCUUAAUCUGUUGUUUAGUCGUAUACAGUUGCAACCUCUUCAGACAUUUGUUUGUUCACACAUGAUUAAUGCUUUGGAAAGGGAAGUAUCAUCACUGCGUGAAAAAGCAAAGCGCAAUUACUCGUAUGUUUGUGGUUUGAUGGAAAUGCUACAGAAGAUUUGUGCUUCACGUCAAGGUCUGGAAGUAUUUGGUGUUAAAAAUAACAUCCUCAUUAUCCUUUCCGAACUCUUACUAUUUGCUCCUCAGGCAGUACAAUAUCGAGUAUUAGAGACAGUUGAAUGCCUUUCCAAGUUAUUCACACCUUCCGCAGUCGACUGCUCGAAUUUUGCACGGAAUUUACUAGUACUGAUAACAAAAGUGAUAACAUUACAGAUACGUGAUAAGAUGACACGAUCACUAAUUUCAGCUUCUUUGGCUACUCAUACGACAGAUGCACCAAUGUACUGGCGAAUAGAUCGAACAGUCAGCACCGAUAUUGCGCAUCUUGCAAAGCAGCUGUUGGAAAAUUUGAGUGAAGGAUUGCUGAAUGAAUACUGGACAAUGCCUGUGCGUACAGAAAUUGCAAAUGAGAUCAUGAAUUUAACUUCUUUGAAUAUCACUUAUUCAUAUGAUAGCGAUCACUCGGGAAAAAUAGCAACGGAAGAAAAUGCGACAGAAGAACCAAACUGUUCGGAUUUUUCCGAAUUCUUAAAUGCCAAUAAUUCUCGGCAAAGUAUGCUGAAAAGUGGAAAAUUCUGGCUUGCUGUAGCUGCAUUAUCUUUGCUUAAAGAGAGCCAGUGGUUGGAGUUAUCAUCGAUAUGGCAAAGUUUACAAAAUAACAAAGAAAGUGCAUCGGAAACCUUAUGUGACAAUCACGAUGAUGGUCGCACUUUAGCCAGCAUAUAUUGUGAAACUUGUCAAUGCUCUCUAUGUCGAGAAUGUUUCUCCGUCCUUCAUUUAAAUAAACGAAAUCGUAGUCAUGCUGUGCAAUAUCUUGGUGUAACAAAUGAUUGUCCACAAGUUGAAGUACAUGAAGGUUCCACUCGAUUGCGUUUGCCACAUGUUUUGAUACUGUUCAAUCCAUCUACUCUGAACGGAAUGGUAGAAUUUAAUCAAAGUAUCAUCCACGAAAAUAUACCGCCAGUAUCUUAUAAUCGAAUUUCUGAAGUGUCAAAUCCUGCUCAAACACAUGAAAACUAUACUUGCCGUUUUUGUACCACUCUCUUGCGUCCAGAUCAGCUGAUCGAUGGUUUGUGUAAUUACGAAGAGUGUCGUAAUUUUGCAACGUUUGCUUGUCAACAACAGCUCUCAUGUGGUCAUAUCUGUGGUGGUAUACGUGAUGAAGAAGUAUGCUUACCGUGCAUUCAAUGCAGAAAGCCAGAUAUAAAGCAAGAUGCAGAUGAUUUGUGUGUAAUAUGUUUUACGGAUCGUUUGGGUGGUGCACCGUGUAUUCAGCUGGCUUGCGACCAUAUUUUCCAUUAUCACUGUGUGCGAACUGUACUCGAGAAGCGUUGGAACGGGCCACGGAUUGUUUUUCGCUUUAUGCAGUGCCCAUUGUGCAAAGAACAAAUUGAUCAUCCAUCAGUAGCAGAUUUGUUACUUCCAUUAAAAGAUUUGUAUAACGAAGUAUUGAGUAAAGCACGUUUAAGGCUUGAAUAUGAUGGCCUUUUGCUCUCUCAUGCGACUUCAUCUGAGAGCAGUGAGCUUCACAAGAAGCCGGAUGAAUAUGCAAUGGAGCGAUACAUGUAUGUGCUAUGUUUUAAAUGUGGGAAGGCUUAUUUUGGUGGUGAAAGUCGUUGUCAGCAGGAACUGGAUAAUUCACAGUAUAAUCCUGAGGAACUGAUCUGUGGUGGUUGUUCGGAUGUUGUAGGUGCUCAAAUCUGUGGACGUCAUGGAGUAGACUUCCUUGAAUUUAAGUGUCGUUUUUGUUGCUCAGUUGCUGUUUAUUUCUGCUUUGGUACCACACACUUUUGUACAGCAUGUCAUGAUGAUUUCCAACGAUUAAUAUGCUUGCCGAAAAAACUUCUUCCCAAAUGUCCAGCUGGUCCGAAAGGGAUACAACUAGAUGGAAAUGAAUGCCCUUUAAGGGUUAAACAUCCACCAACAGGUGAAGAAUUUCCACUUGGCUGUGGUAUAUGCCGGAAUAUCAGUACGUUUUGAUUCACUC